Molecule: messenger RNA, 2905 nt
Organism: Salarias fasciatus (jewelled blenny)
Lineage: Eukaryota; Metazoa; Chordata; Actinopteri; Blenniiformes; Blenniidae
Gene: cass4
Product: Cas scaffold protein family member 4
Exons: 7
Coding region: 148-2469 (773 amino acids)
Biological process (GO): cell surface receptor protein tyrosine kinase signaling pathway; cell migration
Cellular component (GO): cytoplasm; plasma membrane
Molecular function (GO): protein binding
Source: RefSeq, a predicted model, not a curated record
AGGACUGAGCAGCCGGCAGCUGGAGACGUGUCUCUGAGGGUCUGCCGGACGGACACAGACCACCACGGACCGCCAGGGACCCUAUUGACCCCCACAGACCCCCACAGACCACCGCUUGCCUCCCAGUGGACCCAGACUGCAGCCAUCAUGAACAAACUGGCCAAGGCGCUGUACGACAACACGGCGGAGUGUGUGGACGAGCUGGCCUUCAGAAAAGGGGACAUUCUGACCGUGAUGGACCAGAACGUUGCCGGUACCAGUGGCUGGUGGAUGUGUUCUCUGUACGGACGCCACGGCCUGGCUCCUGCGAACCGCCUCAAGCUCCUGCCCAAGGCUGGAUCUUCAUUCCACAUGGCAGAAAAACCCAAAGUGGCUCAUUCUAAAACUGAAGACAGUGGGCAAAACAUUUACCAAAUUCCAAGUUUGCCCCGACCCACCAGCAGUCCCUCCUACGAGCAAAUGGAGGUGAUCUACAAGGUGCCUUCAGCCCCAUCAUCGGCUCUGAAAAGUCCCGUCUCGCUCAGCUCAGAAGGAACCAAGCCUCCCACCAUCAACAUGGCGUCCAGCCCAAAGGGCGAGCUCUACGACAUCCCCAGCCAAGCCAGGCGAAAGUCUCUUUUCACUGGAUCAACAAUUCCAAGACAAACCUCACGGAAAUAUUCUCUGAUUCCAGUGGGGGAGCUGGAGAAGAGAUAUGACCCUCCUGAAAUGGUUUAUGCUGUUCCACCGUCUCUUCCUCAAGAUCCAAACUAUGACAUCCCAGUUCCCUCGGGAACAGAAUCCCAUCACAAAGUAAUGGAAGGAUUCCAAACUCUUCCCAAUCCUCGCAAAACGGAGUGGAUCUACGACGUUCCCGUGGGCCCUGAUAAGCAGGGUCCCCUCCAGGGCUCUGAUGAUUCCCUCCGGUCCAAAGCGGUCUGCGAGCAGCUGUACGACAGCCUCCCAGCACACACACCUCACCACAAACAGGAAAGCCCAACUUCUUCCCUUUAUGAUACACCAAAGCAGGGUUCUCUGGACGUCUCCAGUCCACCCAAGGUGCUGCCGAGGAUCCCACUUCACAACAGACCCUCAACUCAGACACAAAAGAAGGAGUCGGUGUAUGCUGUCCCACCCAUGGAGGAGACCUGUCCCCCUUGUGAUCAUAACCUCCUGGACUGGAAGGGGGACUCCAGUAAAAACUACAAUCUGAAAAGGGUGCGCUUGAAAAGGAUGAGAAACUUUUUGGCCUGUACAACUUUCCACGACCUGGCAGGAGGUGAAGACUCAGUGGGUCAGGAGGACGGAGGAGGUCGGGCUACCCGCCUCUCAGCAGCGGAAAGCCAGAGGAUCAGCACGGCGUCCAGUUCAUCCACCAGCUCCUGCGACUCCCUGGCCUUCAGCUCCUCAUCUCCGGAGCCUCCGCGAGAAGUGAACCUCAGUCAGGAGGACGCCUGCCGAAAGCUGCUGGAGCUGCAGGAGCGCGUCGGCAGGGCCGUGCCUCAGCUCAUGGAGUUCGUCAGCAGCAACUGGAGGUGCAGAGAACAUCUGGAGAAACACCUGAAGGAGAUCAGAGAAGCGGCCGAGGGCAUCGCCUGCUCCGUCACCUGCUUCCUCAACUUUGCUCUGGACAUUAAAGGAAACACUCGACGUCUGACCGAUUCAAACCUGCAGACCCGGCUCUACAAACAGCUGUCCAUCGUGGAGGACUCCGGUGUGAUCCUGCAGCAAACGGUGAGCGAUCUGAACGUGGCACAGUGGCCUCUUCACACGCUCUAUCAGGACCCUGGGCAGGUCCACGUGCCCGACCAGCUGGAGCGCUUCGUCAUGGUGGCCCGGACCAUUCCAGAGGACAUCAAGCGCCUGGUGUCCAUCGUCAACGCCAACGGAAAGCUUCUGUUCAGAGCCCCUCAGAGAGAUCCAGCGACCCCAGAGACGCCGAAAGCCCCACAGGAAACCGGAGAAGAGGUGGACUUGGUGGAGGACGACAACGAUUAUGUAGAGCUGCAGACUAAGGAAGAGGAGCAGAAGAAACCAAAAGAUGCUGUCACUCCGGUUUCUAGCUCACCACAGGCUGAAAGCACGUGCGGUUCUUUGGACUCGAACAGUGGUCCCGAGGAGAAUCGGCCAUCCCCGCUGUCAGAGCACUGCCGGCUGUACUUCGGCGCCCUGCAGAAGGCCAUCGGCGGCUUGGUGUGCAGCCUGCAGGACAGCCAGCCGCCCGAGAAGUUCAUCUCCCAGAGCAAGCUGGUGAUCAUGGUGGGCCAGCGGCUGGUGGACACGCUGUGCAGGGAGGCUCAGCGGCGGGGAUCCAGCAGGGCCCUGCUCUGUAAGAGCAAUCAGCUGUGCGCUCUGCUCAAGCAGCUGGCGAUGGGCACCAAGAAGGCGGCGCUGCACUUCCCCGACAGACAGGCGCUCCACGAGGUGCAGGACUUUGCCAAGGAGCUGGCCCAGCGGGCGCAGCACUUCCGGGUCUCUCUGGACCUCUGAAACAGACUCAAAGGACAGCGCCACUCGUGAAUUUCACUUCAUACAGUAUUGCGAUGAAAUGGCUUCUGCUGAGCUCUCGCUUUAGUUUGAAAGUUUUAUGUUAUAAUGAAGGCAGGUACUCUUUUAAAACUUAUGCUCUUGAUGAUACAAACCACUGCAGGCCAGGCAGAGCAAUCCGUGGAGUCCACCUCUUCACUGUCUAGCUUUAUAUUGCACAGUGUGUGUUGGAGCAAAUCUUAAAAAUGUAAAAUAUCAAUUGUUAUUUGUUGUAUGUAAGUCAAGGGACAUUUCUGUUCAGUGUUUCUUCCAUUUUUUUUUUUUGUUUUUCAUCUAUGGUAGCUUCUGCCUGGGUAGCAGUUUGAGACUAUCUCCUUUCUGUGUAAAUAUUCUUAAAAAUGUGUUCUGCAUUUCCCAGAAUUCACUUGACAAAAGACUG